AUGUCUAAAACGAUGUUUUGUUCAGAUGACUCCACGACCAAGGAAGUUGACUUGAAGCGAUCAGUAUUGACGGACUUGGAGACUGUCAGUAACGACAUUUCAAAAUUGGACUCGGACAUUACUGGUUGGGACGGGUCUCUGCUUACAGCCCUCCCACUACUGAGUGAUGUCAGCACACUUGAAUCUGACAUAAAGACCGCUACAACCGACACGGAAGCUUCAUCUGCAUUUGAUGACAGUGACAGCGCAAGCGUCACGAGCGAAGUAGAGUCUUUGCAAACUCUCAUUGCCACCACUCUCAGUGAUCUGGUCGACAAGGAGUCCGAGGUUGCGGCCAUUGGGUUCACAAGCACCGUGCAGUCUAACCUGAAGACCCUGGAGAGCCUCGCUAAUGAUCUCCUAAUCGCUCUGGAGGCAAAGGUUACUUCAACCGACGCAACUACCGUCAAGACUGCCGCAACAGGUAUUGACUCAUCCUUUGCCAGUGCUAUCUCUGCAUAUUAG
This is a messenger RNA of Talaromyces atroroseus, 504 nucleotides long. RefSeq lists its product as hypothetical. The coding region runs from base 1 to 504 and encodes 167 amino acids. The record is from RefSeq and is a predicted model, not a curated record. The transcript is spliced from 3 exons. NCBI's taxonomy places the organism in Eukaryota, Fungi, Ascomycota, Eurotiomycetes, Eurotiales, Trichocomaceae. Gene Ontology annotation, cellular component: extracellular region.